Messenger RNA from Manduca sexta (tobacco hornworm), 3047 nucleotides. Its product is annotated as glutamate receptor ionotropic, kainate 2. NCBI's taxonomy places the organism in Eukaryota, Metazoa, Arthropoda, Insecta, Lepidoptera, Sphingidae. The transcript is spliced from 20 exons. Gene Ontology annotation, biological process: monoatomic ion transport. The record is from RefSeq and is a predicted model, not a curated record. Gene Ontology annotation, cellular component: plasma membrane; postsynaptic membrane. The coding region runs from base 331 to 3009 and encodes 892 amino acids. Gene Ontology annotation, molecular function: glutamate-gated receptor activity.
CUAUGAAAUAAUCAGUAGGAAUACUUCUCCGAUGAGAGAGCAUCUGGUGGUCAUAAUGAACGAUUUUUUACCUUUAGCUCACGUUAUGAACGCGAACAAACAGGAUUUUUAAUGUUUUCUCGGCAUUAUGUGUUAUCAAUAUUGUGAAUUUCAUCUGGAAAUUGUUAAAAUGUGCAUGAGAGAUCAUUUUUGGUGAUUUUUAGUCAGUGCACAGAUAACAACGGGUGUGUGUGGUGGAAGAAUUAGUGGUUCUAUGACAUACAGUCUUGUGGAACGCGUAUUGAUGUUCGUGUGGCGCGCGCGUGUCCCGGCUGGUGAUGUGGCGGCAACAUGUGGCGCGAGUGGCGCUGGAUUGUGGUGACGCUGAACGCUGUCGCCGCGCUCUCGCCCGUCAUUAAGAUUGGUGCUGUGUUCACGGAGGAGGCGCGGGGCGGGAGCGCUGAGCUCGCGUUCAAAUACGCCGUUUACAGGAUAAACAAGGAGCGCAGUCUGCUGCCGAACAGUACGCUCGUCUACGACAUACAGUACUCGCCGGCCAGGGACAGCUUUAAGACUUACAAACGAGCGUGUAGUCAGAUAAAGUCUGGUGCGGUGGCAUUGUUCAGCGGGGGCGGUGAGAUGCUGGGACUCACUUUAGGAGCCAUGUGUCAGACACUGCACACACCACAUAUGCACAUCUCGCCACAUCCUAUAGCUGGAGCCUAUAACCAUUCCUUCACGGUGAACCUGUAUCCGUCGCGAGAGCUCAUCAACAGAGCGUUCGAGGACCUCAUUAGCUACCUCAAUUGGACAAGACUGGGCAUCAUUUACGAAGAAUAUGGAUAUGGUGAACUUAACAUUCUGGACAUAGCAAAAGAUGGGCGCGAUAUGUACGCAGUGCGAUGUCACGACGCGAAGGAGUAUCGGCGCGCGCUGUCGCAGCUCAAGGCGCAGAAGAUCACCCACGUCAUAGUCGACACCGAUCCGAAGAGGUUCCGACAGCUGGCGAGAGCCAUUCUGCAAUUGCAAAUGAACAAUGAAAACUAUCAUUACCUCUUCACUUCCUUUGAUAUGGAAUUGUUUGACUUGGAAGACUUCUAUUACAACAGAGUGAACAUGAGCGGCUGGCGGCUGGUGGACCGGGGGUCUGAUAAGGUCAAAGACGCGUUGCAGGUCAUGGAGAAAUUUCAUCCAAUAGGAGCUUCUAUAUUAAGUGGUGGAAAUAUUAAGACUGAGCCAGCUCUUCUGUACGAUGCAGUACAAGUCCUGGCUAUGGCAUUAGCCGUCACAGAAGGGGCGCACACCGGGAACGUGUCUUGCGAUCGGGAUACGCCUUGGGUUCACGGGAUCGCACUUAUGGAUAACAUUAAUAUGAUCCAAGCGCACGGGCUGACAGGUCCGAUAGAGUUCAAGAGCGGCGUCAGGACUACGUUCAACUUGCAGCUAAUGCGACUUACGGGCGGCGAGGCGGGGGGCACCGUGCUCUCGGGCCAGUGGACGCCUACUGAAGGGCUGCUGAUAACAGAUCCAGCAGCUUAUCGCAGGGAUCCACCGCCCAAUGUCACUCUUACUGUUGUUACUGUUGAGGAAAAACCAUACGUGAUGGUGAAAGAAGGUUGGAAUCUCCAAGGCAACGCUCGCUUCGAGGGAUUCUGCAUAGACCUACUGGCUAGGGUAGCAGCCAGAGCUGGUUUCCACUACCGGUUGCGAUUAGUCCCGGACAAUAUGUACGGGGCAAGGGACCCGGACACGGGUCAAUGGAACGGGAUUGUUCGGGAACUAAUGGAUAGGAAAGCAGAUAUAGCAGUUGCGUCAAUGACCAUAAACUACGCGCGAGAAGCAGUCAUAGACUUCACAAAACCGUUUAUGAAUUUGGGAAUUGGGAUUCUAUUCAAGGUGCCAACAUCACAACCGACGAGACUAUUUAGUUUCCUGAACCCUUUGGCAAUAGAAAUCUGGCUAUACGUUUUAGCUGCGUAUAUUUUAGUCUCUUUCACUCUGUUCGUCAUGGCGAGGUUCUCUCCUUAUGAAUGGUCGACUAGUACGCACAUAUGUGGACAUGAAACAAAACUUCUCACGAAUCAGUUCAGCGUGUGUAAUUCUUUUUGGUUCAUAACAGGAACAUUUCUUCGGCAAGGGUCAGGUUUAAAUCCAAAGGCCACAUCUACGCGAAUCGUUGGUGGUAUCUGGUGGUUCUUCACGCUCAUCAUUCUGUCUUCAUAUACUGCGAACCUAGCUGCUUUCCUGACGGUAGAGAGAACUGUACUACCAAUCCAGAGUGCAGCAGACUUGGCAGCGCAAAACAGCAUUCAAUACGGAACCUUGAAUGGCGGUUCUACAAUGACAUUUUUUAGGGACUCAAACAUAGACAUAUACAAGAAGAUGUGGACCCAUAUGUCAACAGCAUCGCCUCCGGCGUUGGUCUCUUCUUACGAAGAAGGAGUGAGGAGGGUCCUCGGCGGGAACUACGCAUUCCUUAUGGAGUCGACAAUGUUAGAUCACAGAGUGCAGAGGGAUUGUAAUCUGACGCAGAUUGGAGGACUUUUAGAUUCUAAGGGUUACGGCAUAGCGACGUGGAAAGGCAGUCCAUGGCGCGACAAGAUAUCACUCGCCAUACUAGAACUGCAAGAGAAGGGGGUCAUACAGAUAUUGUACGACAAGUGGUGGAAGAACACUGGCGAUGUCUGCAAUAGAGACGGAAAGGACAGCAAAGCAAACCCUUUGGGAGUUCAGAAUAUUGGAGGUGUAUUCGUAACACUGUUGUGCGGUCUGGCGUUGGCGAUCGUAGUGGCGAUCCUAGAGUUCUGUUGGAACACAAAGAAGAACGCAUCGCAAGGGAGACAGUCCCUUUGCAGUGAAAUGGGACAGGAAUUGCGAACUGCCAUGAGAGGCGGUUCCUCCAGCAGGACAGUUCUAAGACCUGGGUGUUCUAGGUGCUCGCCAGCGACGCAUGUGCCGCCAGCCCCUUCAAGAUAUGAGAUCCAGGAGAUCGGCAACAGCGUGGAGCUGAAGGAGCUGCGGCGGUCGUAGCGAAGCGCGGCGCGCGCGGGCUCGGUGUCGGGCAUGCC